This is a messenger RNA of Colias croceus (clouded yellow), 1104 nucleotides long. RefSeq names its product polyglutamine-binding protein 1 (gene PQBP1). The transcript has a single exon. Lineage: Eukaryota; Metazoa; Arthropoda; Insecta; Lepidoptera; Pieridae. Gene Ontology annotation, molecular function: ribonucleoprotein complex binding; protein binding. Gene Ontology annotation, cellular component: cytoplasm; nuclear body. The record is from RefSeq and is a predicted model, not a curated record. Gene Ontology annotation, biological process: alternative mRNA splicing, via spliceosome. The coding region runs from base 81 to 914 and encodes 277 amino acids.
UAAUAAACAGUCUAUUUUUAUUUUAAAAUAUAAUAAUCAAUCGAGUCUAACUUUUAAUUUUAUAUAUACAAAUAGUAGCAAUGCCUUUACCACCGGCAUUAGCAGCACGCCUCGCUAAACGUGGUAUAUUAAACUCGAAUGGAAAGCCAAAUACUGACCAACAAGUAACACAAAGUACGGAGGAAAUUAUUGCUGAAGAUUAUGACAAUAAACCUGACGAAUCUGGUGUAACAGAGAACUUUUGGGAAGGGAUAGAAGGGGUAAAUGUUGAUCCUAUUAAAGGGCACAAAGGAUGCCCCAAUAAAAGCAAUAUAUAUCAUGAAUGUUCCAAGUUUUGUGUCAAAACGUGGAAACAAGGUAAAGCAACACCAAGUGAAAAAUAUUUGGAAGAUAAGAGAAAACUUUUAGAUAUAUGGCCUUUACCACCCGGUUGGGAAGAAGUUUACGAUGAGGGCACAGGCUAUUACUAUUUCUGGAAUGUUCACAAUAACUUAGUAUCGUGGCUUCCGCCGUCACAUCCAAAAGCUACGCCUUCUGAAAGCGCUGCGCAUUUGCGGGAAGAAAGAUUGCUAAAGGAAGGAGAUGAAAGUGAUGACAGUAGUGAAGCUUCAGAUCAAGAAGUUCCUCAAAGACAUAAGGAAAAACGACAUGAAAGGAAAGAGCGGAGACAUGAACCUGUCCACCAUAGAGACAAAAAGAAGCAAAGAGUCAAAGAUAACGAUCUUGAUCCUAUGGAUCCAGCAUCUUACUCGGAUGUGCCUCGUGGUAACUGGACUGCUGGAUUGGAUGCCCAUGCAAAGACUGGAGUGGAUACAACAGCUUCUGGAUGUCUAUUUCAGAUGAGGCCCUAUCCUGCUCCAGGAGCAAUAUUAGCUGCCAAUAAUUCACAUAAAAGGUCUCCUUCACCUAUUUAAUAAAAUUAUAAUCCAGUUGAUUAUAAUUUAUGAUAGUUGGUAAGAUAGGAUUGAAUUACUUGUAACAUAAAAUAAAUUGUCAGUGUAAGUGCAUUACUUAUUGGUUGGUUAUUAUUCCCCAAGUGUAUCCUAGACUAUAAUUUCAGCACCGAUGUCAUGUUUGUAUUAAAUAAAAUUCUGUAUAUUUAAA